Messenger RNA from Nelumbo nucifera (sacred lotus), 1047 nucleotides. Lineage: Eukaryota; Viridiplantae; Streptophyta; Magnoliopsida; Proteales; Nelumbonaceae. The record is from RefSeq and is a predicted model, not a curated record.
AUGGAUGGUCGUAACUAUCUACUCUGGAAAUUUCAAAUACUUCCAGCAUUGGUCGGAGCAGAACUAACGGGGUAUGUAGAUGGUUCUCUCACAUGUCCCUCUCGGUACCUUUCGGAUAACACUACCCCCAACCUAGCUCAUUCGUCGUGGGUCAAACAAGACCAAAUCUUGCUCAGCUGGCUCCUUGCUACUCUCACUGAACCAGUGAUUGCACAGCUGGUUGGAUGCUCUACAAGUCGAGAUGUUUGGUGCGUGUUAGAGAACUUAUAUGCGUUUAAAUCAAAGGCUCAAAUUACCCAACUUCGGAACCUGCUUCUACUUGUCAAAAAGGAUGGUGAUUCCAUGCAUGCUUACCUUCAAAAAAUCAAAAACGUCAAUAACAGUUUGGCAGCUGCUGGAUCACCUCUUUCAGACUCGGAUAUUACUCACCAUGCUCUUCUGAUUAAUCAGGAGAUUCGAAUUGAAUCUCCUAUGCAGUCUCUAUCUUCGUUUCCCUCUGCUAAUUACUUGUCCACAAAUUCCAGCCCAAAGCCUCGACAGUUUGAGAAAGAUUCCAAGGACUCCAGCAACACUGGUAAGUCUAAAUAUGCCAAUAACCCAUGUCAGAUCUGUGGGGGUUGCAAUCAUUUGACUUUCUGGUGUUGUCAUCGGUACAAUCAACACUUUAAACCUAAGUCCAAGAAGACCGCUGCACCCAAUGACUCUGCACUGGCAGAAUAUAACACGUCUCUGAAUGCUUCAGAUGAGGAUGACUGUUGGUACCCAGACUUCGGGGCAACUAAUCACAUAACCUCAGACUUAAGCAAACUACAACUGCAUUCAAAAUACACUGGUCUUGAUCAGGUCACUGUUGGCAAUGGUGAAGGUUUGGCAAUAUCUCAUACUGGUUCCAGUACUAUAUCAUCUGCCUCUCGUUCUUUACUUUUGAAAAACAUCUUACAUGUGCCUAAUAUACAAAAGAACCUACUCUUUGUGGCUCAGUUUUCUUCUGAUAAUGACGUUUACUUUGAAUUUCACCCUCACACUUGUAUUGUUAAGGAUCGGUGA